AUGCCUCUCAGUGUGAUGGGAUGGAUUCACGCUUGGGACAUUCUCGAUGUGAAUACCAACAAGAAGUACAACACGGCGGCGCUGAUGCGCUGGAAGCAGAUCCUCAAGCUAGUGUUCAUGGCAAUUGCGAUGACGAGACACCCGGCCGUGGCCCUCAUCUUUCACAACGGACGUCGUCACGGCAAGGAGGAGAUCCUGGAAGGUCGACUCGAGCCGCCGGCACCUCGACGUCUACUGCCGUUGAGUACCAUGGUCAAGGUGGAGCUACAGGAGGAGAUGGAAGCCAACGGGCUAGAGUUCAAAGGCUUGGCCUGCCGGGAGAUGCGCGUGAUCCUGAACGAGCAGCGGAUCGAGAACGGUCAGAGUCGCAAAGGAGCUCGAGCUGGAGACCCGGAACUACGCGGACUUGCCAAGAAGACGAGGGCAGAGCUCAUCCAGCUGGCCAGGAAGCGCGACGUGAAGGUGACCGACGACAUGCUCAAGGACAAGAUCGUGUGCCUACUACUGGGACAGACGCCGACUGCAGGGUGCUUCGACGACCGGGAGUGCUUCCUUAGCCUGUUGGAGCUCCGGAAGGGGACAGCUCGCCAGGUCAGUGGGGCCACCUGCCUCAGACGCCUCCGAGAGCGAGGAGCCGCCAACCGGGAGAAGGAGCUCGUCGAUCAGCGACCUGGAGGGAAUUGCAGUCGAAAAUGUCGGCGUGGAGGAGAACCAGAGUUGGGGGAUGAUUGCUCCGAAGGGCAAAAGUCGCAGACAGCGAGGGCGAGGCGCAAGAUGAAGCCAGGCCAGAUCAAGCGGUACAAGGACAUGGUCAACAAGGCGAUCAGCUUCCUCACCUGGCAGACUAUGUUCCUGAGCGCGUUCCUGGUCAAGCCGUUUUUCUUAGAAGGAAAGGCCAUUGUGCAGGACCUCUGCGAGGUGUUCAACGUCGAGACCGAUGCGAGCUACGACUUGAUGCAGAUCUUCGCGGGCGAGGCUAGCAUCUCCGAAGAGUUCAGCCGGAAGGGCCUCAAGGUAUGCGCGCCGAUCGAUCAGAAGUAUAACUACGACCUGAGAAAUGAGCAACGUCGGCGAGAAGUUCUACAGCUCUUCUACUCGUGCAAGCCCAAGCUGCUGACGCUGGAGUACCCCUGCACGUUGUGGACACAACUUACCAGAGUCAACUACAGAGGUGAAGCUAGACAACAAGAACUACGACGCAAGCGAAGAAGGGACCGGCCUCUUCUGGACUUCGUGGAGGAGAUAGGCAUGAUGCAGCUCAACAGCAAGUGGGGCAUCCUUUUCGAGAACCCCUGGACGUCUGAGGUUUUCAACCAGCCGCAGAUCAAGCGCUUGAAGGAGCACUCAAGGGCGAAGGAGGUGAAGAUCGACAUGUGCCAAUUCAACUUGAGACACCCGAAGUCGAAUGAGAUGAUUAAGAAGCCCACCAAGCUUCUCGUCGCUAACGACUCGUACGUCAAGAAGUUGGGACGGCAAUGCGAUGGAAGUCGUCCCCAUCAUCUACUGGAAGGAGCUCACUACACGCGAAAGGCCGGUCGCUACACUCAGGAGUUCGCGAAAGCUGUCUUGCAAGCCUACCAGCGCAGCAACAUGACCUACAUCAUGGAGCACGGGGUCUACGCGACGGGCGACCUCAUGGACCUCGUGGGCGGCGAGUCCGACGAGUGGUUCUACUACGAGAACGUGGGCGACUUCACGGAGAUACCGGCUAAGCUUCCAGAUGGACCUGAUUGGAGUCGAGUCGGCAGGCGUCGAGUUACAGAUCUGGAGGCCGACAUGGUGCUGCAGGUUUUCGAGAAGGCCGACAUCACCGCCGAUCUCAUCAAGCCCAAGUUGGACCGCACGGCCAAGCUGAAGAUUCGUCUGUGGUACAAGCCCGAGCCAGUCGCUGACGACAUCGGAGCUAAGGCCAUUCAGUUCGGGCCCGGCAGCUCAGAAUGCUCAAGCAAGGAUCUGGCAGCACUACGACAACUUCAUCAGAACUUGGGUCAUCCAAGUAACGAAGAUCUCGCCAGGUCUCUCAGAUUUUCAGGAUGUCGAUCGGAGGUUGUGAAGGCGGCGAAGUCUUUACGGUGUGCUACGUGUAUGAGCAAUGUACGCAAAAGGAUUGCAAGGCCAGCCAGACUUUCGCACGCAGCCGAUUGCAAUGAGCAGAUUGGGUUGGACUGUUUCACAAUCAAAGAUGUUGAUGGAAAGCCCUGGGAUUUCUUAUCAGUUGUGGACUUGGGUGCUACGUUUCAUGUCGUGGGAAUGAUUGAGAGCCAUCACUCGGAGGUGUUAGUCAAGGUGUUCACUCAGAUUUGGACUAGUUGGGCAGGGCCACCAGCCAGUGCAGUUGUGGACUUAGAACGUGGAUUUGGUUCAGUAUUUCAGGACAUGCUUGAUAAGUUCCAUUGCGUGGUCGUUCCCGUGGCUGGGCAAGCAGCUUGGCAGCGCGGACGCACAGAACGUCAAGGAGGCUGGUGGGAGGAGUUGGCCGAAAGGACCAUCGCACACGCAGCUGCCUCAGGGGAGUCCGACAUGCGCGUCAUCGCUUCCGUCGUCACUGGAGCCAAGAACGCUCUGCGUCGACAAUGCGGUUUCAGUCCAGAGCAGUGGAUGGAGCUCACCACGACGCAGCACACGAAGGAGCUGAUUUUCAGCCUCUGGAACGCGUUCAUGGAGAUGCAGAACGACAACACGCUGCGCAAGGCUCUACUUGGACGCACCCGAGUACGACCACAUCCACUCGAGCAAGGCGAUUUGUGCUUCUAUUACCGCCAGCUCAAGAAAGGCUCGAUCAAGAAGGGCACUUGGUUGGGGCCCGCAGUGAUUGUCGGGAAGCAGGGCCAGAACUAUUGGAUCUCGCACGGUGGUUUCACUGAGUUGUUACCACGGAGGAAGCUUGGUGGCCAGGCAUUGACGAUCAACACGGCGAAGCACUCGACCAACUUCGAAGACUACAUCAAGACACCGACACCACCGCGGAUAUGGAAUACGAAGACCUACGAGGAGAACAACCACCACCUGAGCAAGAGGAAGGAGGCGAAAUGGAACUUGAAGAUGCAGAACCGCCUGCAGAACCAGCUGAAGACGUUCAAGGAGAUAUCGAGUGCAUUCGAGUCAACAGACAACGUUCAGAAGCAGCUCGACAAGCAGGACACCGUCACCAGUUCCACCUUCGCCGUAAUCCUUCGAGGUGCAAGAGCUCAGAGCGAACGUCUAAGAAAAAAGCUGCAGGACAAGGAGAUCGCUUGGAAGGACAUACCCGAAGAGCACAAGCCGCUGUACCAGAAGGCCAUCGCGGAGCACUGGGAGGAAUGGAAGAAGUUUGGCUCCGUCGAAGCGCUGUCUCUUGAAGAAUCGCAACGAGCCCGAUGGGAGAACGACAGCAACCGCUUCUUGCCCUCCAGGUCCGUAUUUCGGGACAAGAAUGUGACCGUCCGCACGGAGGCCAACCCCGUACCGGUCAAGGCCAAGGCUCGGCUUUGCGCUGGAGGACAUCGCGACCCAGACCUUCAGACCGGAGCUCUACGUACAGAUGCGCCUACGGUUACGAGAACCAGUUCACUGCUUUUCUUCAUCAUGGCCGCUCGCUACGAUUGGGAGCCAGUCUGUGCUGACAUUAUGUCUGCGUUCAUGCAGGGCGAAGAGCAGCCAAGGGACAAGCCACUCUUCAUGGAGCAGCCGCCUCAAGGCCUACCCGGACUUCAGCCAGGACAAGUCUUGCGGAUAGUCAAGGGCAUUUCGUCUGUGUUCGCCGAGAAGUGGGAACCGCUUGAGCCGAGCAAGGAUCGUAAACGAGACCUUGGAUGCCCAGCCACCGACAUCGAGACCGCAGAGAACCGCAGUUUGAUUGGAAGUUUGGGAUGGCUAGCUACUCAGACUCUACCCGAUCUCGCAGCAGGAGUGUCAAUGGCUCAACGUGUGCAGAACUCUCCGGCCGUUGCCGACCUGAUCGAGACGAAUCGCAUCGCGUCAGAGGCCAAGCGCUACAAGGACACCGCCAUCACGAUUCCGAAGUUGAAUGGUGAGCUCUGCAUUCUAGUAUUUCACGACGCUGCGUGGGCCAACGUGGACGAGCCAGACGACAAGGUCACCGGAUCAGCCUGGUGGUGCAUGCGGAGAGCUCGUACGGCGUAUGCUUCGGAAGCUCCGAAGCGGCUCAAGGCCAAGAGCCAGGCGGGCUUCUUGGUGUUCGUGGCGGAGAAGGCGAUCAUUCAGAACGGCGAGGGCAAGGCUGCGUUAGUCGACUGGAGCACGUUGCAGGCUGCUGCUGAGUUCAUCGAGCGUUUGAGCUGCCGUGACGGCGGCGAGGCGAUGGGCCAGCAUUUUGGGGAAUUCGAAACCGCGCAGAGGGAUGCGGCCAACCUUGUGGGGGUGCCUCGGAAGGCCACGUCCGAAGACGUCAGAAUCCGCCUCGUCCACAUGGGUGACCCCGAACUGGCGAAGCGCGUCGACUGCUGGAGGGCAGGCCGAAGGGCGGUCGCACAUCCUCCAGGCCAGGUCGGCAAGCGGGUGCUGGAGGCACUUCGCAGGCCAGUGCGAGAUGGGGCUGGGACGGCGGGGUCAUCGAGCACCGAUGGCGCUGAAGAGGGUUUCAUGGAAACGCGGCGGGGCCCUGACAUAGAAUGGGCUUCCCCAACAACGGACCAGGCUUACGAACGCCUCGAGUUCCCGCUCUUGAAGAGUGUUCCAGACCUUGUUCACGGUGUACGUGGCGAUCAAGUCGCUGGAGAUCGGGAGACCUUUGUCCACCUGGCGGCCGUGGACGAGAAGAUUGGUGAGCUUUUCGAGCCGAAGGCGAUGCAUCUCGAGAGCCACGGCAAUGGGGACACCGCUUGUGGAAAAACAGAACUCUAG
Molecule: messenger RNA, 4842 nt
Organism: Prorocentrum cordatum
Lineage: Eukaryota; Dinophyceae; Prorocentrales; Prorocentraceae
Source: the annotation of a GenBank genome assembly